Messenger RNA from Colletotrichum godetiae, 463 nucleotides. RefSeq lists its product as uncharacterized. Lineage: Eukaryota; Fungi; Ascomycota; Sordariomycetes; Glomerellales; Glomerellaceae. The coding region runs from base 115 to 363 and encodes 82 amino acids. The transcript has a single exon. The record is from RefSeq and is a predicted model, not a curated record.
CAGGUGGGAGGAAAAGGGCAAAUGUUUUCUUGGCGUUCUGUCUUGAGGACAGGUCGGUGGUAUCAUGGCUGCUGGUAUUCUCAGUCAUUCCUUUCUCUCUGAAGUGCGCCAGCCAUGGACAACAUCUUCAUUCUCAUCUUUUUGCUUGAUCCUGUUCGUCUUUCCGGGAGAGGGUGUUCAACAUUUCCCAGCCCCGGGACGCGGGACGGGAUCAAAUUCCGCUUGCCUGUCCUCAUUGAGGCGCAGCAGCUUGCGACCCCCUACCUGAGCUACCUGAGCUACCUGAGCUACCUUAAUUUUACGUAUACCGACGGAUACCCAGUGCCGCUUGGCGGGGGGGUGUCGGCGGUGGUUGACGCGUAAGGAAUGGGCAUCGUUGCUGAAUAGUGAUCAAGGCCGGCGUCUGUGGUGAGAUCGAGAGGGGGCGGGACUGAUCUGAUCUGAUAGAACGCUCUUCAACCUU